Messenger RNA from Tricharina praecox, 726 nucleotides. RefSeq lists its product as uncharacterized. The transcript has a single exon. The record is from RefSeq and is a predicted model, not a curated record. NCBI's taxonomy places the organism in Eukaryota, Fungi, Ascomycota, Pezizomycetes, Pezizales, Pyronemataceae. The annotation marks the transcript as partial.
UUUUACAAGUUUGUACUCCAACUUCCCCACAUCCUCAACGAACACAACAACUAACAAGAUACCCUCUAGAUGAUGAAAGCCUAGCGUGCAGUCUAUGAAUUGGUCUCCCUGCUUCGUGUAUGCGUACUCUCCUCUGUUUCGGCAGACUGGCUUAAGGGUCGCUGCAAAAACGUUGCGGAGUGUGGGCCGGUGAUUUAGGCGCUUGGGCACACCCACCUUGUUACAUAACCAGGCGCUUUAUGGCAUCUCUGAUCCUUAAACUGGAGGAUUCUUUUCCUUUAUCUUCAUGUUGUUGCGGCAUUCUGUCUCGGUUCUUUCUUUCGCUUCAAUGGAAAUUUUUCUCUUUGUGCAUCUUUACGUGUCUUCGGUUUCUUCUGUGAUUUCAUCUUCCAUCAUCUUCUCAUCACUCUUCGCACAAUUAGGUGGGGUCCUAGGCGAGAAUUAUCCUAUGGCCCAGUAUAUGAUCUGCGAUACAGCAAAGGGUCUGAUCUGAUCUCUCGCGACCACGAUCACGACUUGCAGCAAAUAUUGGACGUUGAGAUGGGUUCCAGGAUUCAAUGGUGCUUCAUCUGGUCCGCGUUGUUGGCUCUGCCGACCAUUCAUAUUCUCCCAUACACUACAUCCCGCCGGCCUUCAUGCUGGUACGAUGGAGUGGGAGUGAGCUGCUACAUAUUGCGUACGGUGUCUUCAUUGGAGGAUUUGUGUUAAUAUCAAAUGAUGUUUGGG